Messenger RNA from Ambispora leptoticha, 324 nucleotides. The record is from the annotation of a GenBank genome assembly. NCBI's taxonomy places the organism in Eukaryota, Fungi, Glomeromycota, Glomeromycetes, Archaeosporales, Ambisporaceae.
AAACACAACAACACUGCAGAUAAUGUUAUAGAAAUAUCUAAUCGAAAUAUUUCUAUCAUUGAUAAAAAUGGAGUAAAAAUAACAAGUCUAAUCGAUGAUAUUGUUCAGCAAAUAGAAACUCCAAUAGAAAUUAAUAAAUUAUAUAAAGAAUUCAUCAAUAGUGAAGAAUGGAAUACAAUUCUUCAAACAAUUGAACCUAUCGAACCACUGAGUAUUCCAGAAAGUAUAGAAAUAAUUAAAAACCCUUCAGAAGAAAAUAUUAAUCACCAAAGUCCUAAAAGAAAAGAAAUAACUUUCUCAUUAACCAAAUCAAACGAGAUUUAG